AAUGAAUUAACUUCUUGCAGAAAUACAGUUGUUAAAAAAAAAAAGGAAAGAAAGAAAUGCCCGAAUAUCCUAUCUAUUUCCCAUAUGCAUUAUCUGAUCUUCUUAUCUACCUGACGAUAAGCACAUUACUUCUGACGUUUAAAAAUAAAGCUACUAUCGGGAAAAUGGAACAAUGGCAUUCAGAAACGAUUGCAAGCACACUUCUAGCGUUAUAUCAUUUUUAGAAUUGUUCUCUUUCAACCCGUUGGAAUACACCUAAUAUGAAGAUUGAAUUAGAAUUAUUUUCUAAUGACCCUUGUGUUCCACCAAAUCAUUUAAUACGAUUUUUAAAGAAAAUUCCUUUCAAUGGUUCCCGAACUUAUGAUGUCUAUUUGAUUUAAGAAAAUGGAUUUUACGAAUUAUGAAACAGGAAGUCACGUCAUUAAGACAACUUUUGAAAUUAAGAUAGAAGAUUUCUAUUCAACUUCUGAUUUGAUUGGAAAAGAACACCGAAAUCCUCAUCCUUUAGUUCAAAGCAUCUACGCCGCAGUCUAUCCCAACGGAGUUGAUGCAGACACUGAAGGCUGGGUGGUCGUCCUUCCAGAUGUAGAUGUUAGCCCAGGUUGGAAUCCAGAGAAUGAGAUGCUAUCUUGGAUAGUGAGUAUUAUUGAUAAUACAGGCACCCCCAAAAUUCCCCGAUCUUUCGAGGAAUGUCAUUUUGACGGAGACUUUCAGCAUGAGAAAUAUUUAGAUAAAUCUUUUAUACUCAGCAGAGCAGAUGAAUUCCUGGCAGAGGGCGUGCUGACCUUGCGUUGUGAUAUUUAUUUCACUUGGAAUGACAACAGGGAUGAUUGGUCCGGGUGUACUUAUGAAUACAUGAAAAUGAAGAAGGAACAACUAAAACUCCUAAAUGGUUUUUUACACACAAUACCGAAGGCAACAGUAGAUACCAGUGCUGAAACAGGACAUUCGGGUGAAGCCUACAAAAUUUAUGACUUCACACACCGAAUUCUCACCUUGCCACAGUUUGACGAGGUGAGGAAAGCCUUCGGCAUUUACGGUAUUGCUCCUUCGUUCACGCGGUCCCGAUCAAAAUCAAAACAAAACAGUCCAGAAAUUUGGGACAUUUGGGAACACGUCUGGAUAUUCGACAUUUUCCCAGACAGGUUUUUCCUGCUUCUCGAUGAAAAUCAGGAAAGUGUGGGGUCGAGCCUCAUGAAAGCCUCCCCCGUCUUAAGGCGAUGCUUAAACACCCCGAUGAAAGAGAAGCGUGACAAACGUAUCGAACUCUAUCAUGUGAAAAGUCGGGCCUUCCUAAUGAUAUUAUUCUUCCUAGAGAAAGGCAUGCUCCCUCCCGCACAAUUCGAUGAACUGGUGGAUGUCUACAAAAUAUCGCAUUUAUACGAAAUGAAGGAACUGCAGCAGAAAUGUGCCCAGCAGUUGGUGAAGAGUUUGGUGUUUCCGACUGAUUUCGAAGAACUGCUGAGAAUCGCAUAUCUCUAUUCUGAUGAAUAUCUAUCAACGAUCUUGGAUUCCAGCUGUGUAGAAGAUGUGUGUCCAUUUCUGUUUGACUGGCGAUUAAAUAUAGAGGAUAGACUGGAUUUCGCCUGUUAUAUUUGAUAAAUAAUUUUUUUUUAUAUUGAUGUUUAUGUUAUGCAUUUCAUACAUAUUUCAUUCGAAUUUGCUCUCAAAAAAAAAAAAAAAAAAAGAAAUUUGACUUCAUUUAUUCUAUAGAUUCGCAGAGUAAUUGAAGCAUUACUGUGCUCUCAUGCAUAUCUGGCGAUUUUAAUUUGUUACAUAAAAAUUUAGAUCCAACUUUAUUUUUGGAGUCAUAUAUCCAGAAAGCUGAUGAACUCACAAAUCUGCCACUGCAUUAUGAAAUAACUCGAAAAUUUUCAUUUCUUCUACUUUCGUUCCUCUAAUUGGUUGUCAUCACUCAUUAUUAACCACA
Messenger RNA from Argiope bruennichi, 1930 nucleotides. RefSeq lists its product as uncharacterized. The transcript is spliced from 2 exons. NCBI's taxonomy places the organism in Eukaryota, Metazoa, Arthropoda, Arachnida, Araneae, Araneidae. Bases 385 to 1599 code for a protein of 404 amino acids. Gene Ontology annotation, molecular function: protein binding. The record is from RefSeq and is a predicted model, not a curated record.